AUGGCUCGUCCGAUGGAAAAAAUUGUUGACAUCAACGACACCAAAGAGUUGUGGAAAGUGGCUGUGAGAGUUGCGCAUAAGUGGAAGGUGGUCUCCAAUAACAAGGAGCACUUCGAGAUGAUCUUCCAAGAUAAAGAGGGCUGUGAUAUACACGUUGUUGUUCCCACUGCAUGCAUGGCCGCGUACAAUGAGAAGUUUGAGGUGGACCGCACCUAUACUGUGUCAAAUUUUGCGGUGCAGCCUAAUAACUUAAUUUUCAAACCAAGUUCUCAUAACUUCUUGGUGAAAUUUACUGGAGGAACUGCUGUUGGUGAUGUUGACAAACAUGACAUACCUCUCAAACCACGCCCGUUGACCAGUUUCCCUGACAUCAUUAACGGGAACUUUCAGAAGAAUCUACUCAUUGUAUCUUUGAUUGUUACUUAUCGAAUAGUUUUAAACAAUCCAUCAGAUGUUAUUGGUAUGCUCGAAAGUGUUGGGUAUCAACAGACGCAAAGUGGCGGAAAAAAAUGUCAGGCAAAUUUUCUACUGAGGGAUGCAAGCAACAACACCGUUAACUGCACUCUCUGGGAGGACUAUGCGAAACAGUUUUUUAAGUUUACCGAAGACAAAGCUGUGACAAGUGGGCCUAUUGUUGUUUUCAUUCAGUAUGCGAAAGUUAAAGAAGCUGGCCAUUACCCUCUCUCCGUUACCAACACAUUCCAUGUUACCAAGCUCCGUAUCAAUUCAGAUCUGCCGAUUGUAAAGGACUUCCUUAACAGUUUCCCAAAGGAAUCGUUGCGUGCUGUUUCCACGCAACUAACCUCUCAAUCUCAACAGUACUCCCGCACCUCGACAACGGAUAACGUUAGGCAGUCUCAUAUGCAAAAGUUGCUGAAAGGUGCGAUUUCAGUACCAAUUAGUGAGAUGAAGAAAAUCCGCGAGAGUAAAUUAUGUGCUACUGUUGCGAAAACAAAUAAACUCAUUGCGUCUUCCCACGGAUGGUACUAUCAGUGCUGCCAUGAGUGCACUAAAUCAGUUCGCGGUGACAAACCUCCAUACAAGUGUGAUAAUGGACAUUCUACUGAGGUGGAGAUCUAUAAGUAUAAGAUUGAAGUCGAAGGUUACUAUUUGCAAACUUCAUGCAAAUUCAUUUUCUGGGAUAGAGAAUGUACCGAUAUAUUACACGUCUCUGCUGCUCAUAUGCGGGAUACAAUGAUAAAGGCUGGUAUCACAGAUCCAUUAGAAUUUCCAUUAGAUCUUGAUGCUAUGUUGGACUUGGAUCUUGCAUUGAGGGUUAAAUGGCAGCCCAGCUGGGACAGCGCCUCAGUUAUAAUGUUCAUUAAGGAUGAUGAGUUUGUAAAACAAUUGAAGGCUCCUUGGGCGGAUACUCAGGUCGUGAAUUCUGAACCAUCGGUGACACCACUCCCGUUACAGAUUAAAGAGAGUGUCGAUGAAGCCAAAACUGAUGCUGCCGAUGAUUGUGACGUUCCGACGGACUUAGAGAUAACAUCGAAACACAACCCGGAGCCUCUUACUCCCACUGCAAAAAGGCAGAGUCAUGGUGGUACCAGCGAGUCGACGUCUGUAUUUGACGGUGAACUAUCUUCGACCAAAUUGAAGAAGAUCAUUAAGUUGGAGAAGACCAAGUAG
Messenger RNA from Vicia villosa (hairy vetch), 1632 nucleotides. RefSeq lists its product as uncharacterized. The record is from RefSeq and is a predicted model, not a curated record. Gene Ontology annotation, molecular function: DNA binding. The coding region runs from base 1 to 1632 and encodes 543 amino acids. The transcript is spliced from 12 exons. Gene Ontology annotation, biological process: DNA recombination; DNA repair; DNA replication. Lineage: Eukaryota; Viridiplantae; Streptophyta; Magnoliopsida; Fabales; Fabaceae. Gene Ontology annotation, cellular component: nucleus.